Molecule: messenger RNA, 1572 nt
Organism: Polychytrium aggregatum
Lineage: Eukaryota; Fungi; Chytridiomycota; Chytridiomycetes; Polychytriales
Exons: 1
Coding region: 150-1373 (407 amino acids)
Source: RefSeq, a predicted model, not a curated record
CGAGCAGCUGCCAUGUCGGAGUGCUCUCUGGAUUGCAUAUCGACUCUGAAGUGUCGUCGACGGAAAGGACGCUUUCUCCCUGGGGCCGCCACUUGUUAUUCAUCACUCACUACUCUCACCCAUCGUCCACUACGGACGCUCGCCACCCAAUGCCCAAUGCCCAAUGCCGCCGCACAUGCCACAUGUGUCUAUCGGUUCUGCGGUUGCAUCGGCUACAACCAUUAUCUCCUGCAGCAUGGGACCCGUCCUUUCUUGGGGAUGACCACCAAGUCAACACUGGCAGCCCUGUGAUGAAUGCCACGUUCCGUCUCUGUCAAAUUUCGACGCCAAUGUUGAGCGUUCUUAACGGCCCCAAGCACCUCAACACACCUCCACGGCGCAGCGCUGUUGGGCGCAGAGCGCAACAAGAGCUUGAGGAGUGGUGGAGGGCGCUCCCAAUAUCGUUCAAGCAGACGUCUGAGUCACUCCCGCGAGGGUCUGUGCAGUCGUCGUGGCCAAUGUCAAACUGGAUGAUCGUGCGCUACAACGCAUACAAGAUCCUGGCACACCGCAUGAUAUCCGAGCGCCACUCGCUUGGUGCAAUCAAAAGCGCAAGAGAGAUCGUCAACUGCUUCCGGAGCCAUCCGGCCCUGUCGUCUCCCUGCCAGCAUGUCUUCCAGCGUUCGCUCAUGGUCCACUAUGCCUUGAUGACAGCGACGCUCAUGAUCGAUGCCAUCCUCGGUGCGCCAACGAACAAGUCGCUCUCGAGGAAAGAUCUUCUCUUUCUCGUCAACGACCUGAACGAGACGCUGUUGUUUCUGAGUAACCUUCAUUCUGAUGUCGUUGUGUUUUUGCGACUCUUGAUCGAUAAGUGCGUGCAAAGGCGCACAAUGUUCAAGCCGUCGAUCAGUACUCCCGAGCCCAUCGCGCAACUACAAUAUGCGAGACAGCCUGCAAAGGAGAGCGUCCAAGCCGCUUUGGUGAUCCCCGUUGACGAAGCCGCAGCACCGCUCAUCAUUGAUGUCACUCCUGAGCGACUCAUUGCCAAGCAAGAUCCUGGGUUGCAUCUCGUGUUGCCACGGCACUGGGCUGAACCUGUUGUUCGUGGUCAAAGCACAAGCCUGAUUCCGUAUGCGGGGACAUCGCUGCUCCCAUGGAUGCCUUUGGACUUUGAUGAUAUGCGAAUGAUUGCUCCGAUUGGUUCGGCGGCUGUCCUCGAAGCCCCAGGGAUGCCCAGCACCAGCGACUGCUUCAUGCAGACGUUUGACUUGGGCACGAUACCGAACAUGCCGAACAUGCCGAACAUGCCGAACAUGCCGCGUGUGCCGACUCAAGAGCCUCAGCAGUCCGAAGAGCUGCAGUUGGAGACUAUUUUGCGAGAGCUCGAGGAUUGAGCUGAGCACCAAGUUGAUUGUACAGACAUGGGAUGGCCGAAUCCCUAGCAGCCGAAGAGUGGCUGCAGUCUCUACUGCAGCCCGCGAUCUCAACGCGAUGGCUUCCUUGGCCAGUAUUGCAGCCCAAGCAGACACUUUGCAAGAGCUUGCUGGACGGAAUGCACUCUUCCUGAAUACAUCGUUGUAUGUUUGCGAAUCA